Messenger RNA from Microtus oregoni (creeping vole), 5636 nucleotides. RefSeq names its product cortexin domain containing 1 (gene Ctxnd1). The transcript is spliced from 3 exons. NCBI's taxonomy places the organism in Eukaryota, Metazoa, Chordata, Mammalia, Rodentia, Cricetidae. The record is from RefSeq and is a predicted model, not a curated record. The coding region runs from base 308 to 487 and encodes 59 amino acids.
GAGAGCGCGAGCCCUGGAGCCGCCGGGGAAGCACCGCAGCGCUUAAGACUCAGGUUUCCGGAGCUGGGGGGCUGACCCAUUUGGGUCCCCGUGCGCACGGGACUCGCCUGGCCAGUCACCUACGGCUCUGCUCUCUGAGAAGUCACGCUGACUCGUUGGCUCUGGCUGUGAUGUUUUGCUGUCCAUUUUGGCUGCCGGAACAGCUCAACCCAGGGACUUCCUGAAGUGGUGACCACUCCAGCUGGCAGGGGUAGAAAAUGGUUCCAGUCAGGCCGGAGCCCUGGGAGCCCACAGUCACAGCUGCAGGAUGGAGGAACCCACUCCUGAGCCAGUCUAUGUGGAUGUGGACAAGGGGCUGACCUUGGCUUGCUUCGUUUUCCUCUGCCUCUUCCUCGUCGUCAUGAUCAUCCGCUGUGCCAAGGUCAUUAUGGAUCCUUACAGUGCCAUUCCCACGUCUACCUGGGAGGAGCAACACCUGGAUGACUGAGGCACAGGACGUGUCAUGGGACCCUGGGAUGCGCCUCUUUCUACCCUGGCCGAGACCCGACAAGCACUUGGAGGCUGGGAGUGACGAUGACCACUCAGAGAUGGAGAAGGCUUGCCUUCACCUUAUUGGUUCUCGCAUGACCGCCGGAGGGAAAUGCCAGCAUGUUGGAGGCGAGGCAGUUUGGGGAAACCUGGGAAGUAUGCUUAGCCAUGACUUGGGCAGGUGGGGUCUAUUCUGGGACUCCACUGGGAGACUGCAGGGUGAUGGCCCCCUGUCUAGGCUCCUGCGCAUCUUUGGGAAAUGAACAAAGAACAGAUAUUCUGGUCUGCAAACAGUGAAGGGCAGGGGGAGACUGCCCUUCAAAUACACAGCACAGAGAGGCUGCUGAGAGCCCAGGAUCUUAUCCACAACCUAGCAGCAGAGGGGCAGGAAGAACGGAAAAUUCAGGGGGCUUCUCCUGCAAAUUCUCACAAGGCACACAGCUACUUCCAAACAGUGUUUCUUUUUUUUAACUAAAAUAGAGAGGGGAUAUAUUUUUCCUGUUAAGAAUGAGAUGUGCAUUUUAGACACUUGGGAAAAUAUAGAAGAAAUAUAAAUAUAAUAAAACUACAACUAGAAGGAAGGGAUGUGAAAAGCACUUAUAACCCAACUUCCCAGAAGCCAUCAUUUUGAUAUACUUCUCCAAGUCUUUUUUACAAGAAAUUUUUUUAGUAAUUCACACCGUAUGCAUGAUGCUGCAUUGAUCCAUUCGACAGCUCAAAUACCUUCUGCCUCUCAAGAUACCAUGGCUGGUUUCACUCACUGAAGAGUGUACUGUCUAGGUCAUGACUGAGUAUAGUCUUUUUCUUUCUCUUUAACAUUUGCACAAUGUUCUCACCCAAAUUGCUUCACCCAGCAACCUUCAGAAGCUCUGCAUCCCUGGAGCUCCAGGCAAGAUCUGGGUUCUAGCCCUGCUUCAGCUACUCAAAGGUUGUACGAUCUUGAGAAAGUCACCUCCUUCCAGGUACUUCAGUUUCACCAUUGUAAGAUGAGAAGGGGGAGUCUGCCUGUAUGUCAGGGAAAGCAGCCAUGCUACUGUGGGAGCUGAGCUAGGCUGCUGGUGAUCACUCUUCUCUGGUCUUUCCUUCACCCUCUUCUCCCACACACUGUCACCAACAUCUAUGACCUUGCUGCAAGGGUUCUAGGUCAGAGCCCACAUCCCCUUCCCAGCCUCCAAUCCCUUGUUUUUGUUAUAUGACCCCUCAAUAAAUCAGUACCUGUGAGCGCCAAUUUCCUCAUCUAUAAAACAGGGGAUCACAUCUACCUCACACAGUUGUUGUGGAGAGAGAGAAGAUAGAGAACGUGAGCAAACAGGGGUAUCCUUUCCUGAAUCUCUCACUCUAGGGAAAGAACCCAGCCUUCCAAGAGCUAGAGCUCCCAGCCAGUGCCACUGGCCUGCAGGACAUUCAUAGCCACCUCCUCAACACAUGACACCCCCGGGGAUCUCCCGACUCACAUAGUUGUCGCUACUGUCAGUGUUAUUGCAUAUGUGAGGUGCGUCUAUUGUGUCCUAUCAAAAGAGACCUGUGCUGUGGACCUUAGACCUCCCCCAUCACCUACACUCAAGCCAUGGAUCUCCAUGCACCUCAGGCUAUCCGGAAAAAGGUUUCCAAAGCACCAUCACUGCUAGGUGAUCCCUAAAGGUGGACAGAUGCUGUUGAGGUGGCUUUCCAGGGCAUGCCCAGUGUCUCUCUCUCCCUCUCUCUCUCUCUCUCUCUCCCUCUCCCUCUCUCUCCCUCCCUUUCUCACACACACACACACAAUGGGAUGCACAAAGAGACAGCUGGCACAGGCUCCAAACAUGGCUAUGGGGCAUCACCUUCAGCCAAGCCCUUCCUCAGAAACCUACCUCACAGAUGGGCAGGCAUUUCUGCAGGAACCUGUUAGGAUGGGUUUGCAAAGUCAGCCAAGGCCUGUUCCCAGCUAUUAAUGACAGAGCAGCAGGAAUUGAGAAGACAUCUGAAGAGAGCUGUGAAAACUUGCUUCUGGACCUUUUCCUUUCGGAGGGAAAAAAACGGGAUGCCCCAGGCUGUGUUCCUCAGACUGCCUGCUGAGGGAAAACCACACCUUCUCAGGAGGAGCCUGCUAGAAGCCCCUCUUUCCUCCUCAGGCCUACAGACUUGGUAGACUAGAAUCAGACUAGGCAGCCUGGGCCAGACCCCAGGAUGACAGCACAUUCCUGUUUGAGAAGCACUGCCAGGACCCCUGGUUUCUGACAACGUCCCAAACCUAGACGUCCUAGUACUUUUCACCUUAUCUCUUUGUGCUGUUUUCACGGCGGCACGGGGAAAGAACGUUUGAGAAAAGAGGUGAUUUUAAAAUCCACUCUGCCCCUCCAGAAGCUUCUGACAAGCCAACAAAGCACUCUCCCAUCUCCUGUCCAUCCUCUUGCCAUCUGUCCCUUGUUCGAGACAGUCUCUUCUUUGUUCACCACUUUAGAGCCCAGGUUAGGCAGCCCACGAGCUUUCAGGGAUUCUCCUUUCUCCACCUGCCACCCCACCACGGGAGUACUGAAAUCACAGCUGUGCACUGCUGGCCCCACCCACUUUUGCACAUACGUUCUGGGGAUUCAAACUCAGGCCCUCACACUUACACAGCAAGCACUUCGCUUCCUGAGCCAAUCUCCCAGCUUCCCCGGCUUUCAUCAUGUUUAAGGUCUGUUUUUAAAUGGAUCCCCUUGUGUAUGUGCUUAGCAGUGCAGACCAUGACAGCAAAUACGCUGCUUUCCUUUUUCUCAUUGUACGUGUGCUGAGAAGGAUAGAUAGAAGUGGCUGGGCUGAGCCUGGGGUUGGCUCAGGAAGACUGAGAGCCCACUUCGGGCAAGAGCAAAAGGGAGGUCCCUAUCUCUGUCGCUGGGUCACGCGCAGGCAAGAGAGAGGUGGAGAAUUUCAAGGUUUUCUUCUCCUGUGCUUUCUGUUCUGAAGGAUAGAGGAAGUGGUCCUUUAGUGACCAGAGCACCUGCAUCUGUUUCUGCUAGCUGAACAAAAGUCUGUAGCUGUGGGUAGAGAAGGACACACUGCAGCAAACUAUCAGGCUGCAGGCUGGAAGCUGGCAGAAAGGAAAUGAAGAGAGGCUGGGGAAAGGGAUAACUGUGGAGUCAGCUACAAGCCAGAGAAGAAGGCAAACUCUCUGGCAGGGAAUGGAUGACAACAUCUCCCGACAAAGGCAUCUCGAGGCUGGGUUCUGGUUGUUGCCUGUGAUGUGCUGUGUGGAAGUCCCUAGGUGUCACCUCAAGCUCUCGGCAAAGGCAGGCACAUGGUCCUUUCACACCCGUGUAACCUCAACAGUGGGUCCAUCUCCGUAGACGGCCACAGAAAGGGUCCAGGUGGCCCAGAGACAAAUGGGGUAAUAAAAAUAUUCAGAAGCAGGAAAUCCAGUUGAUAGGCACCAGAAGGAAGUUGGUCCCUGGGCAUGCUCAGAGGAUGGGUGUGCUGGAUGUGAGUGGUGGGACCCAGCUGCCCGAGCAUGGCAUAUAAAUUGCCAUCAGGCCAUUUUACUUUUCCAAUUAAUUUUUUUUCCUUUUUUUGUUUAUUUAUUUAAAAAAAAACAAACAUCUUUUUUUUUAUUAUACAUACCAAUCCAAGUUCUCACUCUCCCCCUUCCUCCCACUCCCUCCACAUACCUCCCACCCCACUAAUGAAUUUUCAAAUGUCUACAUUUGUUUUGUUUCGGUGGAGUGGUUGCAUCGUUGGGUAUGGAACUCACGGCCUUGUACUUAUAAGGCCAGUGUUGUUAGUAUUUGCCCCUAGCCCCACAUGUCCUUGCUGGAAUGAAAACAAACGGCUCUUUGCCCCCAUAACUGCCUUCCAAGACCCCAGAGGUUCUCAAAAGAGGCCAGUCCUGCUUUCAAGCACCAAGUGGAGAUAAUUGCAAAGUCUUUUGUCCAUGAGACCGGGUCCCUGUCCCAUGGUCUUGUUGUUGAGGAUUGGACCUGCUGUGUAGGAUGGAUAAUGGCCAUAGUAGUCCCUGCAGCUGAUGGCCCAGGCUACUGGGAAGUGAUCACGCCGAACCUCCAACAUCAGUUCUGGCACAGAUAUAGACAGGCAGCCUCGGUUAGAUACCUGCUCCUGUCCUUCGGCACUGACUCCAUAAGUCCUUGACAGUCAUCUCCAGAGACCACAGAACUAAUUAGGAAUUUGAACCCUAGACUUACAGAUGUAUCAAGUGUCCCAGUGACCCCUUGGGCUCUAGCGGGAGCUCCUUUGCCCCUGUGGGAUAUCAGUAAUCCCAUAGCUUGUAGGCUAUGGGAAAAUGUUGCCGGACAGUGUGGCCAUCCCCUUUUCUGUACACUGGUUCACCCUAAUAAGCCCCAAAUGGCACAAAAGCCAUCUUCCAAGUUACCAGACUCCCACCACGUUCGCUGGUGGAAGCAUUCAUCUGAGUCACCACAGAUUCCCAACCCAGAACAUCUACGGUUAUUAUAAGGGUGGAAAAGUCAAUUUCAUGAGUCACAACCCCCCUAGCUGGAAGAUACGUUAACAUAGCCAUGAUAGAAACAGCAUGGGGUUCCUUAUGAUCUUAAAACUAGGCAUGCCACAUGAUCCCCCAUUGGGGUUUAUCUAAAGGAAAUGAAACCAGAGUUUCUAAGGACUCCAAUCCCACAUUGAUGGCAGCACCAAUCACAAGAGCCAAGAGCUGGGAAGCUUAUAAAUAUCCAUCAGUGGAUGAGCGGAUGAAGAAAAUGUGGUACCUAAGCACAGUGGGAUCUGAUUCAUCCAUAGGAAGGAUGAAGUCUUGUCAUUGGGACAUGGAUGGAACCGGAGCCAAGUACAGAAAAGCAAGCACUCGUGAUGUCACGGAUGGAGUCAAAACUGUUGUUUACCCAGAAACUGGGAGGAAAAUGGUGGUUACCAGAAACUGGGGGAGGAGUGGGGACCCUGGUCACUGGGUCCUAAGGAAAUAAGUUCUAUUGUAUUUCUAUGCUGUGGAUUCGAAGGAGCUGGGAGAAAGGAUUUUGAAUGUUUCUACCACAAUGAAGGAAUGCUUGGGGUGAUAUAUAGGGUUGCCCGGACUUGGCUCUGCACAAUAUACACACAUAUCAACACACCCUAUGAUAUGCUAUAAAUAUGUACAAUUUGUGUAUCAGUUUUAAAAAAUAAAUAAAAUAUAA